AUGAAUCAGGCCGCUCUGUACCAGCACGCCAACCAGGUGCAAAGGCACGAUGCCAAGCUGAUUCUGGACGAGUUUGCCUCCACCUUGCAGUGGCGAUCCGAUGGCGAGGAUGCCCUCCUGGACGUGGGCUCAGGUUCCGGUAACGUGCUCAUGGACUUCGUGAGGCCACUGCUGCCCAUUCGUGGACAGCUGGUGGGCACAGACAUCUCCAGCCAGAUGGUGCACUAUGCCAGCAAGCACUACCAGCGGGAGGAGCGGACCAGGUUCCAGGUCCUGGACAUUGGCUGCGAGCGGCUGCCCGAGGGGCUGAGUGGCAGAUUCGACCACGUAACCUCGUUCUACUGCCUCCAUUGGGUGCAAAACCUGAAGGGCGCCCUCGGAAACAUCUACAAUCUCCUGAAGCCUGAGGGUGGUGACUGCCUGCUGGCCUUUUUGGCCUCCAAUCCGGUGUACGAAGUCUAUAAGAUUCUUAAAACGAAUGAAAAGUGGUCGCCUUAUAUGCAGGAUGUGGAGAGUUUUAUAUCCCCGCUUCACCAUAGUCUUAAUCCUGGCGAGGAAUUCAGUCAGCUGCUAAACGAUGUGGGUUUCGUACAACACAAUGUGGAAAUACGCAACGAGGUGUUUGUUUAUGAAGGUGUCAGGACUCUGAAAGAUAAUGUUAAGGCCAUUUGUCCUUUUCUGGAGCGAAUGCCUUCAGAUUUGCACGAACAGUUCCUGGACGACUUCAUAGACAUUGUUAUAUCCAUGAAUUUGCAGCAGGGCGAGAAAAACGAGGAUCAGAAGUUCCUAUCUCCCUAUAAACUGGUGGUGGCCUAUGCUCGCAAGACUCCUGAGUUUGUGAAUAAUGUUCUCCUGGAGCCUCCGCAUCAAAACUUGCUUAAGGGAAUAAAUUAAUGUUGUUAAUUACAGUAAUUACUUUUGUUUACAGAGUCUAUUAAUGCCAAAUAAUGUACUUAACCUAAUAUUUAAAAUAUACAAAGUUCCUACGAUGGAUAAGGAUGCAUCUUAAAUGAAAUAAUAUUUUAAAUUAGU
This is a messenger RNA of Drosophila teissieri, 1032 nucleotides long. It is a transcript of the gene jhamt, whose product is annotated as juvenile hormone acid O-methyltransferase. The transcript is spliced from 2 exons. The record is from RefSeq and is a predicted model, not a curated record. The coding region runs from base 1 to 894 and encodes 297 amino acids. Lineage: Eukaryota; Metazoa; Arthropoda; Insecta; Diptera; Drosophilidae.